CUAGAGCGCCUUCUUUCUUUCUUUCUUUCUCUUAGGGUUUUCUUCAUGCAACCAAUCAGAGCCGAAGCGGCGUCGUUUUAAUCGGUUUUGGAAUCCGAAAUUGGAAUUGAGCGGAGAUGGAGAGGUUGGCGGAGGCGGCCGCGGCGGCGCUGGGGUAUGUGAGGUGGGAGGAGGUGUUUGUUUCGGCCGAUAAGGGGCGGAGGGAGGUUCAUUACUAUCUGAAACGGAGCGACGGGAGCUCAGAUCUGGCUGUGAUUGGGAAAGAGAAGAGCUUGAGGCACAUGUCGUAUCACUACGCGUUUCGAAACCGGUCUCUGUUCCCGGCGGCUUCGCUCGUUAAGCUCAAGUCGCGGAGGGAGGUCGUCGAUUGGCUCAAGUCUGUGGUUUCAGAUGCGCUGCCUCGUGUACCAUCUGGUUUAGAUGGAAGCAUGUUGGAUGAUAAAGAUGCUGGCGAGGUAGAUAUUGAACUUUUGAAGGUUACUCACUUGCGGAAGAUGGGCCGCUAUACUACAGAGUUUAUGUGGUUAGGUUCUCCUUUGAAGGGACGGAAGAAACGGAGGCAUUAUCAAUCGUUCAGCCGUAAUGGAGUUAUAGUUUCUGUUCAUGACUUUGUAUUCGUUUUAGCAGAGGAGGAUAAGCGUCUUGUUGCCUACUUAGAAGAUAUGUACGAGGACUCUAAGGGCAACAAGAUGGUUGUUGUUCGCUGGUUUCACAAAGUUGAUGAGGUUGGUAUGGUCUUGCCUCUCAAUUAUAAUGACAGAGAGAUUUUCUUCUCUCUUUGUCACCAACAUCUCAGUAUUGAAUGCAUUGAUGGAUUGGCUACUGUCCUCAGCCCCUUGCAUUUUGAGAAAUUUCUGAAAGAGGCGAAGCAAACACAGCUGGAACCCUUUGUAUGCCACAAACAGUUCGAAAAUGAUGAUGUGAAGCCCUUUGACAUUACUCAAGUUGAAGGUUAUUGGAAGCAGGAGAUACUUAGAUACAUGCACACAGUCAUCCCUUCAAAGGUUCAUGUGAGUUCUCAACGAUCGGUUGAUGAGUUGAAAGUGGGAGAAAUUGGUCAUGCCAGUGAUAUCAGACCUAAAAAGAGGCAGCAUUCUUCAAAAGAUGAUAUGCAUGUUGAAGGCCUUGAACGAAGGGUGUCACUGGGUGCAGCAUGCGGGGAAGCAGGCUACAUAACUAAAAAUGGCACUGAUUGUAAUGGUAAAAGAGGUUCUGCUGUUAUUGUACCUUUUCCGGAGGUGAAACGAACCCUGCCGCCACAUCUAGCAGUAGGUUCCCAGGUUGAAGUCCUCUCCCAAGAUAGUGGCAUUAGAGGGUGUUGGUUUAGAGCAUUGAUCAUCAAGAAGCAUAAAAACAAAGUUAAGGUACAAUACCAAGAUAUUCAGGAUGCAGUUGAUGAAGCUAACAAACUUGAGGAAUGGCUUUUAGCAUCGAAGAUUGCAGCUCCUGAUCAAUUGGGCAUUCGGCUUUGUGAUAGGCCAAGUAUUCGGCCAUGGGUACAGUCAAAUAAAGGAAGAGUUUCAUGGUCUGUUGAUGUUGGGAGCAUUGUUGAUGUCUGGUGGCAUGAUGGUUGGUGGGAAGGCAUAGUACUUCAGAAGGAAUGUGAUGACAGAUUUCACGUAUACUUCCCAGGAGAAAAUCGGGUUUUGAUUGUGGGGCGUAGUGAAGUGCGACAUUCUCAAGAGUGGCUUGGGAAAGAGUGGGCUCAUAUUAAGGAUAGAUCAGACCUUGUGGCCUCAAUAUCAAGUAAUCUAGAAUCCAAGAAAGCUGUUGGAAACUCAUUUGAUGGCAUGUCAGGGAUGUCUGAAAUCAGUGAUAGUGGAGUGUUGAAGAAACGUGAAACAUCUGCUAUUACCUCUGAUAGUGACAAGGAUGAAAAAGUUAAUGAAGUCGACAAGGUUCCUGAUCUUUUGAAGGAUGAUCUCUUUGCCCAGCUGAAAUGGAAGUCUUCGAGGAAGAGAAGACGUGUUUACACAAGGAGCUGUUCUUAGAUCCUUUUCAACUUCAGAGAAAAGGAUCUUGCUUCCCUUUAUGGGAUUCGACUUGGUACCUUAUUGUGUAUGAGGGUCUAUAAUUUGCUCUAUUCUUGAGUGAGUCCCGUAAGCUGCAGAAGGAAGCCAUGGAAUGCAGUUCUGAGCAAUGAAGUCGAAUAGCAGCUUAUCGCUUUCUGGAUCCAGUCUUGCUGCUGUUGAAUCCUUAUCCAUGCCUCUUGUGUGUAUUUUCUCUCCUCUGUUACAUGCGUUAUUUCACAAAGUUCAUUUUCAUUUAGGCCUGACUUGUGAGCUUAAUUUGUUUCAAAAACAGUUCCAGGAGGUUGUUCUCUCGUCUGAUAUACGAUGUUCUGGAUGUCAAAGCAGACUUGCUGACAUGAUGUCCAAAAUGGGUGGUAAGCUUUUGAAACAGCCUUCAUUCUUCUGAUCCUUGCAGUGAAUUAAGAUAGAUCAUUCAGCAUUCAGAACUUUGGGGGGGGAGGAAUAGUAUAUAGCAUAGAGUUUUGAUCUUUGGUCAUGAUUCUGCAGUACUGUUUAUGCAGAGCUUGAACUUUGGUUGCAGCAGGGUAGGUUCAAAAGCCUGGACUAGAAAGGAGCACUAUGGUGCAGUAUGGUCCUGUGUUUUCUAUUGCAGUUGUAUAUGGUUGUCUGCUAGUUCAACUCUUGGCUAAGGGCUUCUUCCUUAGUCCUUAGCAAAGGGACCACUGCUGCACUGCAUGUGUCUUCAUGGACGCUUUUGUUCAUAGUCGUGUAGUUUAGCAACUUUAGGGUCUUCCAUUAAUUUCCUGAAGUGAAAAUUUAUUACUCUUCCAUAAUGGUACUUGCUCUCUUUUAUUAGCACAGUAAGUGAUUAUGCUUGUUCUCACAU
Fragaria vesca subsp. vesca is the source of this 2859-nucleotide messenger RNA. RefSeq lists its product as uncharacterized. Lineage: Eukaryota; Viridiplantae; Streptophyta; Magnoliopsida; Rosales; Rosaceae. The record is from RefSeq and is a predicted model, not a curated record. Gene Ontology annotation, molecular function: chromatin binding. The transcript has 7 exons. Bases 117 to 1991 code for a protein of 624 amino acids.